Messenger RNA from Cyanistes caeruleus (blue tit), 908 nucleotides. The record is from RefSeq and is a predicted model, not a curated record. NCBI's taxonomy places the organism in Eukaryota, Metazoa, Chordata, Aves, Passeriformes, Paridae.
CCCAGGGGGGUGACAGCCUGUCUGGGGGUGACAGCUGUGUCCCAGGCGGGUGACAGCCGUGUCUGGGGGUGACAGCGGUGUCCCCAGGCGGGUGACAGCCGUGUCCCCCCAGAGGUGUUCCCGCCGCAGAUGGAGGGGGUGAAGCUGAUCGUCACCAAGACCCUGAGCAGCCACUUCCAGGUGACACACACGGUGCACAUGAGCACCCUGGGCCCCUCCGGCUAUCGCUUCAACGCCACCUUCGUGGGGGACCGCCAGCUCGGGCCCACUGAGGUGACACCGCGGGUGGCAGCGGGCUGGCCGCGGGUCUGUGGUCACCCUAAAGCCACCGGUGACACCGGGGCUGUGGGGUCAUUGUGGGCAUCUCUGAGCCCGGGUGGCCUUGGGGUCAUUGGUGGCCUUGGGGCCAUGGGUGGUCCCAGGUGGCCUUGGGGUCAUUGGUGGCCUUGGGGUCAUCGGUGGCUCUAGAGCCAUGGGUGGUCCCAGGUGGCCCUGAGGUCAUUGGUGGCUUUGGGGUCAUUGGUGGCCCUGGGGCUGUGGGUGGUCCUGGGUGACCCUGGGGUCAUCGGUGACCCUGGGGUCAUCGGUGGCUCUGGGGUCAUCGGUGGUUCAGGGGUCAUUUGUGGCCCUGGGGCUGUGGGUGGUCCCAGGUGGCCUUGGGGUCAUUGGUGGCUUUGGGGCCAUGGGUGGCCUUGGGGCCAUGGGUGGCUCUGGGUGGCCCUGGGGUCAUUGGUGGCUUUGGGGCUAUGGAUGGUCCCGGGUGGCCUUGGGGUCACUGGUGGUCUCAGGGUCAUUGGUGGCUCUGGGGCCAUGGGUGGUCCCGGGGUGGUGAGUGACCUCAGGGUGGUCAGUGGCCUUGGGGUCAUUGGGGGUCUCAGGGUCAUUGGUGGCCUUGGGGUCAUUGGGGG